Molecule: messenger RNA, 4258 nt
Organism: Periophthalmus magnuspinnatus
Lineage: Eukaryota; Metazoa; Chordata; Actinopteri; Gobiiformes; Gobiidae
Product: KIAA0586 ortholog
Exons: 26
Coding region: 167-4258 (1363 amino acids)
Biological process (GO): smoothened signaling pathway
Cellular component (GO): ciliary basal body; centriole
Source: RefSeq, a predicted model, not a curated record
GACCGCUUUGGAGAGCAGUCUUUAUUAAACCCGUGCGUGUGGUUUCUGUGUGUUUUUCACUUUAACAACUUGAGUCCUCAGAGCGGGAAGUUUGAACAGUUAGCCUCAGUUAGCCGCGAUGCUAACUGUCACUAAAAUAUAAAACUUCAAAGUUUUGAAAAAGGGAAUGUUGUCUUCAAACCCGGGGCGAGGCCAGCCGCUGUCCGCCUCACUCUGCUCGGACCCUGGGGACGUGCUAAUCCGAUCCACCAGAGCCAAUCUCCGUGUUCAGAGACACGAGGCAGUGCCGCUCCAGAACACCGACCCCUCUGCGGCCCCGAGGCCGGGCAGAGCACCUCCUCUGCCGGCUGAUGAUGAACUGCAGACGAUCCAAUUGCCUGCUGGAAGCCGAGGGGCGGGGCUAGAGGCGCUCAGACAAAGGUGUCAGAGCGCCCCCCAAAGGAAACAGGUCAGAGUCACGCUGCUGGAUGCACCACGGCAGAGCGCUGAAGAACAGGACCACAGCCUCCACAGUGUAUCAGGCCUGGAAUCACCCUCCAACAAUCCCCCAGGAGUAAACCAGUUGGACAUGAAGAAAGUUACAGAGCUCACAGAGUCAGUCCAGAAACUACUGCAGCAAUACAGGGGCCAGAGUGUGAGGGAGGAGGCUCUUCACGGAAUGGAGACUGUACAGCAGCAGCAGCUCUUUCUGCAGAACCAGUUAUUGGACUCCGCUCUGAAGAUAGCCCUGAGAACUCAGGCUCUGCCCACAGCACACCUGAGCUCAGAGCCCAGAGCCGCUGAGAUGUUACCUGCCACUGUGGCUCCUUCUUGCUGCUGUGAGCGAGCUACAGAGAGUUUGCCUGCAGAGUCGGCCUCAUUGACAGCCAAUCAGGUCCUGCGGGAGGUGGGACUUCUGAGGAGUGAGAUGAAGGCGCUUUUAACGCAGCGAGAAGAACCAAAAAAAUCCCCUGAAACUGAACCAAGGCCAUCUCCUUCCAAAGAAAACCGACCCAGAACCCAAAAGAAUCAAUCCCCCAGAAUCCUCCAUCGGCCCGGUCUGAGCGCGCUCAGUAGAUGUCACCCCACGAGGAACCAGGCGAAAACUACAACUCAAUCCCAGCCAAAAAGUGUGAAAGAAUCUCAAAUUCAGGCCACAAUAUCAGAGCCACAGAGAAGCAAUGUAGAGAACCAUGAGGGCUACAUCCAGUAUUUAGAAGAGCGGAUCCGAUCUCAUCAGGAACAUCUGAGGAACCAAAACAACCAAACCAGAACUCGAGAGGAGGAGGAGGAGGAGGAGAGGGAUGAGGCUCAGCCACAUCACUCACAAAACAGGACCAAAAGACACCAAGAAUCACAAAAGAGCCAAGUGGAGCAGCGCAACAGAGGGACUCAGACCAACACUCAAAAUGGCCGACAGCACAGACAGAAUGGUGGCUCCUCGAAACAGGGCCUGAGCAGCCCGGACUGUGGUCGGGUUUUAGGGGGACUGCAGGGUCUAGAGGUAUGUGGGGCGGAACCGCAGAGUCUAGGGGGAUCUGGGGCGGGACUACAGAGGGUCUUGGGUCCGCAGAGUUCUAUUUCAGUUCUGCACGAGGCCAGGCUGGUCCUGAAGAAUGUCCAGAGGCAGAGGAAAGUUCUGGAGGAGAAUCUGGAGUCUCAGUUCAGAGCCAGAACCGGAGAUCUACUGCACUGUCACCUCAACGCCCUUGCACAGAACAGAGACUGUUCUGAUGAGAUCCGCAUCAAGAAAACUGUGGACUCUUUGAUCAGUACCUUGUCCCAAGAGAUCCAGGUUGAGGUCCAAAAGUCUUCAGUCAAACCGGACUCUGCUAGAACCAAGGUCUUAGCCAAUAGAAACACAGCAAACAGAAGAAAGCCCGCCUCCUUAGGCAGAGUGAGGCCACAGAGCACGCUCAGAACAACCCCUACAAAACCCACCAGAACCAGCACCAAACCGCCCUCAGACCUGUCCGCAGACCCGGAGCUGUACUUGCGCCGUCUUUACGGUAAAGCAGCUUACGAGAGGCAGAGGCGGAGUCUGAAGCGGAGCCCCUAUCUGCGCCUGAACUCACCCGUCUCCCCUAGCUCUGCCCCCUGGUACAACAGGCCGCGCCCCCGAAUUGUGGAGAGCGUCAGAGGAGUAAAGCUCAAGUCCUGCAAGACUCAGACCAGUCCUGAGCCUGGUUUAGACCCUGGUCUUGGUCUUGGUCUUGGUCUCGGUCUUGGUCCUGGUCCUGGUCCGGUUCAGUCUGGGUCCAGUUUCCCACUCACAGCCAUCCCUCUGAGAAGACCCAGGAUAGACUCCUCCCAUAGAGCCCCCGGGGGAAGUGACGUCCCUGUCCAGAGCCUGCCCUCUGCUGGAAGUGACAUUACGCAUCAAAGUGUCGAAACCUCAGGAGACGCAGUGAGAGAGGAUGAGCAAGAGGCAGAGGCCUCAGAAGCUGCAGUGCCUCUGGUGGUGAACAUCCUCCAGUCCGCCCCUGUCCAAGAGGAGCAGGAAGAGGUGGAGUUUCCCGGGACACACUUCUUGUCUGUGGCGGACAUGGAACAGGCUCCUGAUGCUUCUGAGGAGGUUCUGCAGCUGGAGGGAGGGCCUGGUCCAGACCCGGUGCAGUACCAGGGUCCACUGUUCCCUCCACAGCCCCCUCCCUCCGCUCUGGCCUCUGCCCAGGGACAGAGCCUCGAUCUGGGCCUGAGCAUCCACCGAGAGGCCCUGGAGGAGCGGCUGGUGCAGUGGGUGGAGCAGCAGCUCAUGUCAAGGUUCAUCUGUGAGAUGUCCCGUCCUCCUCCCACUGACCCUACCCGCACAUGUUACGACUACCAAUCAGAGCCAGAGGAGAGGCCUGAGCCCGCCCACAGACUGUCUCCCAUCCAAUCAGAGCACAACAUUGCGUCUGACCUCAAUCAUGGAGACUCUAGUCUACAGCUUCAGGUGGAGUCUGGACUAAACCUGGACUCCGACCAGGUUCGGGGGUUGGUCUUGGAGGUCUUGACUGAGAUUGUGGCUCUGUUCCUGGGGUCCAGAGAGUCCCAGGAACCAGAGACUGGGUCCAGAACCAAGCCAGGAUCUGAACUGGGAGGAGAACUAGAAGAAACUGAGCCGAACCGAGUUGAGACUCCGGAGGUGGCGACUCCUGAGCCCACACCGGUCCACACUCCACCCCCUGCUCUUCAGACUCCACCCCUCUCUCCUGUAGCCACGCCCACACCCACACCGCCGCUACUCUCUGAUUGGCCCAAUGCAAAUGAGAACCUGCCCCCUGAGCCUGUUGCCACACCUCCUCUCACCCCUUCGGUCACAUGUCCCAAUGCUGAGUCGCCAUUGGCCGAGAGACAGGAAGAAUCAGAUAAGCCUAGGAUCCCCACUCCCCCUGUCUUCGCCCCUCCCCCUGACUCCACCCCUGCUCCUGUGUCCUCCCCUCCUCCCCCUGAGCCUCCCACUCCUCCAAACGCCUCCUCCUCUCCCUCCUCCUCCCCUUCAUCCCCCUCCUUCUCCUCCCCAGGGGCCACUCACUCCGCCCCACGACACAUCUCAGAGGGAGAGUUGUUGCUAAGCCUGCGCCACCUGCAGGCGAUACACGAGGACGGCUGCAGCUUCUCCAGCUCUCUGCACGAGCUCCAGGAGAUGGACCCUGACCCCCCGAGUGAGGGGCAGAUUCACAGCAGCAGCAUUUUACUGAGCUUCAUCACAAAGAUGCAACAAAGAGAGCCCCGCCCACAGCCUGAGGGCUCGGGCUUCUUAGAGGAAGAAGAGGAAGUGAGUGCCGGUGAAAUCCAAGAUGAGUUGAUCAAAGAUGUGACCAAUCAGGAGAGGUCUCCGGGUCAGGCCAGUCCAAUCACAGGGGAUGUCCUCGAGUGGACCAAUCAGAGUGCUCUGUCUGAGGGGGUGCUGACCUCUGACCUCCUGGACUCUCACCUGCUGCAGACUUCGGCUCCAGUCUGUACCCCCAAACCGAACGCUGAUCUGGAGCUAGACCAGGGCCAGGACGCCCCUAAGAACCAGGACCCUCCUAAGAACCAGGAGACCCUGAAGACCCUGGACCAGAACCAGAAUCAGAGCCAGGACCAAACCAAAGACCAGACGAAAGACCAAAGCCGGGACCCAGAGACUCUUCAGAGGAGCAGUCAAGAAAGGGAAGGAGGUGUCUGGGGAGCAGGAGGUGCUGGAGGCGGUGUCUGGGAAGAGGGUGGUCCUGGUGUAUUGACGGUAGAUGUGUUUGUGCCUUCACCAGAUGAGGGCGCUGUAGCGUCCGACUCCUCCAGUGAUGUUUUCUGA